AUGGCUGCGCAAUCCAAACUCAAUUUCCUCCCACCCGAUCGAACGAUCAAGAGUAUAAUAUCGGAUCUCACAUCAUUAUACCUCAAGAAUCGGACAAAGAUUUCUCGGACGGUCUAUUUGACAUUAUUCUUCGCUCUCCUUAAUCGGAUUCGUUCUGCCAUUUCCGAACAAAAGGCUGCAGCUAUUCGUCAUGCGGAAUCACGAAGAAGAGGUCCAGUCGCACUCGGCAAUGGCGCGCAAGGAGCCGGAAGAAAAAAGGUCGAGUUGAAUAGGGAGUUCUUCAAGAACCUGAUUCGGCUUUUGAGAAUAUGUAUACCUGGAUGGAGGAGCAAGGAAAUGCGAUUGCUUGUCAGUCACAGUAUCUUCCUUGUCAUUAGAACUUUGAUCAGUCUGAAAGUUGCUGCCAUGGAUGGCGCCCUUGUUUCAAGUCUAGUAAGAGGGAAAGGGAAGGACUUUUUGAUUGGAAUUGUUUGGUGGAUGAUAAUCGCGGUUCCCGCAACAUUCACGAAUUCUAUGCUAUCAUAUCAUCAAUGCAAGCUUGCCCUUCAGUAUCGUACACGAUUGACAGAUUAUAUUCACGAUAGAUAUUUAUCCAACAUGACAUUUUACUCACUUUCCGCUCUCGACGAUCGAAUAAAGAAUGCAGAUCAGUUGAUAACUGUGGAUGUAUCAAAAUUUGCGAAUAGUUUGGCGGAGUUAUAUGGAAAUCUUGCAAAACCAGCAUUAGAUAUGGCAAUAUACAACUAUUCUCUUUCCAAGAGUGUCGGUGGCGAAGGGCUUCUUUUCAUGUCGUUACUGGUACAACUUUCAGCAAAUGUCAUGCGAGCAUUGACGCCACCUUUUGGUAAAUUUGUGGCAGAUGAAGCAAGACUAGAGGGAGAAUUUCGAUUUCAGCAUUCAAGAUUGAUAGAUUACAGUGAAGAGAUUGCAUUGUAUAAUGGGCAUGAAGCGGAAAAAGACACUUUGGAUAAAGGUUAUUUUACACUGAUCAAACAUGUAAACUACAUACUAAGACGAAGAUUCACGCAUGGAAUAAUGGAGGAUUUCGUCAUCAAAUACGUAUGGGGAGCUUUGGGGCUUAUUCUUUGUAGUGUUCCAGUAUUCUUCAAGAUACCAGGUGCAACUGCAGCAACUAUGGGUGACCGAACGGAAAGUUUUGUAACCAAUCGAAGGUUACUGCUAUCCAGUUCUGAUGCUUUUGGUAGAGUAAUGUUCUCUUACAAAGAGGUUACUGAAUUGGCUGGAUACACUUCACGAGUUGCAACUCUUUUGGAGGUUAUGGAUGAUAUCAAAGCUGGACGAUUUGACAAAACUCUAGUAUCUGACGAUGAUUCUGGAGAACAGUUAGAGUUGAUGAGAGGUAGAGGUACUGUCAUUGAGAGCGAAGAUAUUGAAUUCGUUGAUGUGCCAAUUAUCACUCCCGGUGGAAGUAUUCUCGUACGAAAACUAUCUUUCUCCAUGAAACGUGGUGAUCACGUUCUAGUAGUUGGACCAAAUGGAUGUGGUAAAUCAUCCUUAUUCAGGAUUCUCGGAGGGUUAUGGCCAGUUUAUGGCGGUACCGUUCGCAAACCACCUCUUUCCCAAGUUUUCUACGUGCCUCAACGACCCUACCUUAGCGCUGGAUCCCUCCGUCAACAAAUCAUCUAUCCCGACUCUCUCCGUACUAUGCGAAGCAAAGGCAUAACUGAUGCUGACCUCCUUUCCAUCCUCUCAAUCCUCGAUCUCGAUCACCUCGUGACAGCUUUCCCUAAUGGCUGGGACGCCGAAGCUGAAUGGCGCGAUGUCCUCUCAGGUGGCCUUCAACAACGCGUAGCUAUGGCUCGUCUCUUCUACAAUCGGCCCAAGUAUGCUAUCCUGGAUGAAUGCACUAGUAGCGUUACUCUAGAGAUGGAAAAAAUAAUGUAUGAACAUGCGAAAGCAUUAGACAUCACUUUGAUGACAGUAAGUCAUCGUAGAAGUUUGUGGAAAUACCAUAGUAAGAUAUUACAAUUUGACGGACAGGGGAAAUAUAUCUUUACCAAAUUGGAUGCGGAAAAGAGAUUGAAAUUGGAAGAUGAAAAAGAGGAGUUGGAGGCGCAUCUGAGAGCUAUGCCGGAGGUCAAGAGGAGGUAUGAGGAAUUGAUGUUGGGAAGGGGUGAAUGA
Botrytis byssoidea is the source of this 2142-nucleotide messenger RNA. RefSeq lists its product as uncharacterized. Lineage: Eukaryota; Fungi; Ascomycota; Leotiomycetes; Helotiales; Sclerotiniaceae. Gene Ontology annotation, molecular function: long-chain fatty acid transmembrane transporter activity; ABC-type transporter activity; ATP binding. The coding region runs from base 1 to 2142 and encodes 713 amino acids. The record is from RefSeq and is a predicted model, not a curated record. Gene Ontology annotation, biological process: peroxisome organization; very long-chain fatty acid catabolic process; long-chain fatty acid import into peroxisome. The transcript is spliced from 5 exons. Gene Ontology annotation, cellular component: peroxisomal membrane.